Molecule: messenger RNA, 282 nt
Organism: Notechis scutatus (mainland tiger snake)
Lineage: Eukaryota; Metazoa; Chordata; Lepidosauria; Squamata; Elapidae
Source: RefSeq, a predicted model, not a curated record
AUCAUCUGGAUGCUGACGGAGAAAUGCAAAGAGCUGGAAGCCCAGCUGGAGGAGCACCUGAAAAUGCAGAGCCUCCUGGCCAAGGUGAAGAAGUCCAACGGGAGCCUCUUCCAGCAGAACUUGCUUCUCCGAGAAGAGCUGAGCAUCCUGAAAGAAGAACUGAGCCAAAAGCUAGCCAAGGAGCACGACCAGAUGAAGUUGCUGCAUAGCGAACAGCAGCGCAGGCUCAAUGCCGAGAGGCUGCUCAAGUACACCGCUCAGGGCCUCAAGGAAGUGCUGACG